UCGUCCUGCCCCGCCAUGAAGUUGAGCAGCCGCGGCCGGGGAUGCUGCGCGGGCGGCAGCCGGGAGCGCGGGCCGCCGCCGCGGAGCCCCUUCGUGCACCAGCUGCGCUUCAGCCCCCUGCAGAAAGCCAAGAUUGCCUUCAUGACCUUGACUCUGUUUCCUAUCCGACUCUUUUUUGCUGCUUUUAUGAUGUUGCUGGCCUGGCCUUUUGCGUUCAUUGCUUCAAUGGGAUCUGACGAGCAAGAGCUUGAAAAGCCCCUCUCCUGGUGGCGAAAGAUAGUGGAUAUUUUGCUGAAGGCAAUAAUGAGAAUGAUGUGGCUUGCUGGUGGAUUCCACUGGAUAAAUGUAAAAGGCAGACGGGCAUUGCCAGCAGAAGCAGCAAUAUUAACGGUGGCUCCCCAUUCUUCCUACUUUGAUGCCAUUCCAGUAACCAUGACCUUCGCCUCCAUUGUGAUGAAGGCAGAAAGCAAAGAUAUUCCUGUUUGGGGAACUCUGAUCAAAUAUAUCCGACCAGUAUUUGUAUCUCGGUCAGACCAGGAUUCUCGCAGGAAAACUGUUGAAGAGAUAAAGAGGCGUGCCCAGUCUGAUGGUAAAUGGCCACAGAUAAUGAUAUUCCCAGAGGGCACUUGCACAAACCGAUCCUGUCUAAUUACAUUCAAACCUGGAGCGUUUAUUCCUGGGGUUCCUGUGCAGCCAGUGGUUUUACGUUAUCCAAACAAACUGGACACAAUCACAUGGACAUGGCAGGGGCCAGGAGCGUUUGAAAUUCUCUGGCUUACUCUAUGUCAAUUUCACAAUUCUGUGGAAAUCGAGUUUCUACCCGUGUACAUUCCUUCAGAAGAAGAAAGAAAAAACCCAGUGUUAUAUGCCAAUAACGUCAGGCGUGUAAUGGCAGAGGCAUUGGGAGUUCCAGUGACAGACUACACGUUUGAAGACUGUCAGCUGGCUUUGGCUGAGGGACAGCUUCGUCUACCUUCAGAUACAUGUCUUUUAGAAUUUGCAAAGCUUGUGAGAAGCCUUGGGCUGAAGCCAGAAACACUUGAAGAUGAUCUUGAUAAAUAUGCUGCCAGUGCCAUGAAAAUGAAGAAAGAAAAGGUUAAUCUCAAAGAAUUUUCAGCCUACUUGGAAUUUCCAGUUUCUCAGACAUUAGAAAGUAUGUUUGCACUUUUUGAUGAGAAUGAAAAUGGUGUAAUUGACAUUCGGGAAUUUGUCAUUGCUCUGUCAGUUGUUUGUAAGCCAUCCAAAACUCUGGAAACAAUUCAGCUGGCAUUUCAGCUGUACCAGUCAGAAGGCGGAACUGUAACAGAAGAGGAUUUAGCUCAUAUUCUGAAGACUGCCAUGGGUGUGUCACAAAUUGAUGUUACACAUCUUUUUAGAGCUGUAGAUGAAGAGGAAAAAGGAAAGAUUACAUAUGACGACUUCUACACAUUUGCUGUGUUGCACCCACACUUUGCAGAAGAAUAUCUCUAUGCUGAUCAGAUGGGAGCUGAGAGCGACUUGAAGACUUCAUCUCUCUCUGCUCCUAAUGGUAUCUGUACUGACUUCAGCCCUGACAGCGCUGGAGAUAGAAGGAGGCCCUUGCAGAAGAAACUGAAUUAACACUACAACUGUUACCUUCCUCUCCUGGUGAGAGGGUUGUAUUUUCUUGGGAUUUUCAUAAGUCACUCCAAUUAUACAGCAAAUACCAGUUUUGUGUGUGAAAGUUCUACCUGAAUACCAUCCUUUGAAUCAUAUGUGCUAUGUCUUACAACAUGUUCCAGGUUACCUGGGGAAAGGUGUUUCUAUUUUUUUUGAAAAGGUCUUUGAAAGGCAAAAAUGUGAAUGUGCUUCAUUAUUAAUGUUCAUAUUUAAAAGGAAGCGGCACAACUUAUUUAUAUUCCAUUGGCUAGUUCCAUGUACCGAGUGUCGCACAAACUGUGCAUGUAUAAAGAAAAUGUAGCUACUAUGGUGUAAAGUGCACUUUGGUGAUUAGUGUUUUCCCUAGUUAUGGGGAUGUUUAUUUGGGGCCAAACUUUGCUGUCCAUAUCUGAAUAGUCAGUCUUGUUGAUUUUGGUGGGAAUUAUUCUCUUGAGCAAGGCAAGCAUACUUUGGCCCUUUGUUUUGGUUUCAGUGAACAGUUUGGAAACAGUAAUACAAAAACUUGCUAAGGAUUCCUUUUUUAUUUUUAUUGCUGAAUGACAAAAUUGUUUCUCUUUCCAUGGUAGAAUGAAAAGGAGAAGAUACUUAUCCCUCACCCCAGCACUUUUCUACUGUAAUCUUCCGGAUGCAAUUAAACAUGAAUUCUUUCCAAACUGACAUGCCACAUACUGUUUGAAAAUACAUAACUGAACUGUUUGUGCUUUUCUCUCAUAACCAAUCCAAAUUACAUCCACACAACAUUUUAUGGGAGAUGUAUC
This is a messenger RNA of Agelaius phoeniceus (red-winged blackbird), 2396 nucleotides long. RefSeq names its product lysophosphatidylcholine acyltransferase 1 (gene LPCAT1). Lineage: Eukaryota; Metazoa; Chordata; Aves; Passeriformes; Icteridae. The record is from RefSeq and is a predicted model, not a curated record. Gene Ontology annotation, cellular component: endoplasmic reticulum. Gene Ontology annotation, molecular function: lysophosphatidic acid acyltransferase activity; calcium ion binding; 1-acylglycerophosphocholine O-acyltransferase activity.